Dictyostelium discoideum AX4 is the source of this 762-nucleotide messenger RNA. RefSeq lists its product as hypothetical. The transcript has a single exon. NCBI's taxonomy places the organism in Eukaryota, Evosea, Eumycetozoa, Dictyosteliales, Dictyosteliaceae. Bases 1 to 762 code for a protein of 253 amino acids. The record is from RefSeq and is a predicted model, not a curated record.
AUGAAAGUUCCAAUUUUAAGUAGAUUAAGAUCAUUAUCAUCAAUUGAUAGAAAUAAUGAAGAAAAAAAUGUAGACAUGGAACAUCAAGUUAGCUUGGACUUUGCUAGUGCUCCAAAUUCUCCUACCGUCAAUAAAUCUGAUAAAAAUAAUAAACAUGAUAAACAUGAUAAAAGUGGUGAAAAAGCACCAUCAACUCCAAAAAUCACAACAACUUCACCACCAUCUCCAUCUUCAUCAUCAUCGCCAUCACCAUCAUCAUCAACAACAACCUCACCAACUACUACAACUACAACUUUAUCAGGUAGUGAUUCAGUUUCCAAGAAAUCAGGUAAAACAUUAUCACCAACAACACCAACAUUAAAAAGUACAUUGUCGACAUCAUCAAUGAAAUCAACACCAUCUGGAAGUGUAAAGAAUACUCCACGUCAAACUCCACGUCAAACACCACGUCAAACACCACGUGGUAGUAUGACACCAAGGGAAGGAGGUAGUGAUCAAUUUGAAUCUGGAUCAUUAUCACCAAUUGGUGAAACUUAUUUAGAAGGUGAAGGUUAUGAGGAAUCUCCAAAAUCAUCCUCAUUCUUUAGUAAAUUCAUUUCAAAUACAUUCUCUGGUUUCUCAAUGGAUGCUGCUCCUGAAACUGUUGUAACAUCAACUCCACGUCAACAAUCCAGACCACCUUCUGCUCAAAAUACUCCAAAUUUCACUUCUCAAGGUGGUUCAAGAUCAACUUCAAGAAGACAGUCUGCAAUCCAACUUUAA